Penicillium lagena is the source of this 1818-nucleotide messenger RNA. Its product is annotated as flavin-containing monooxygenase. The transcript has 3 exons. The coding region runs from base 1 to 1818 and encodes 605 amino acids. Gene Ontology annotation, molecular function: flavin adenine dinucleotide binding; NADP binding; N,N-dimethylaniline monooxygenase activity. NCBI's taxonomy places the organism in Eukaryota, Fungi, Ascomycota, Eurotiomycetes, Eurotiales, Aspergillaceae. The record is from RefSeq and is a predicted model, not a curated record.
AUGGCGCCUUCCGCGGUACACCCAGACCAUGUUGAUACACAUCCCGCGCAAAAUGGAGUCAACAGUCACCAAAAUGGCUCUGCGCAUGCCCACACCAACCUUGAUCCUUUCUACACAAUCGUUGAACAGCCCAUCGGCACCCGGCGCCCGAUCCGAGUUGCUUGUAUGGGUGCUGGAUACUCAGGACUCAUGAUGGCGAUUGUAUUCAGCGAGAAGAUGAAGGAUAAAAACGCCGAGCUCGUCAUUUAUGAGCGGAACAAGGACCUUGGGGGCACAUGGCUUGAAAACAGAUACCCAGGGUGCAAGUGUGACAUCCCCGCACACAACUACGCGUACAGCUUUGCGCCGAACCCUGACUGGCCAAAUUACUAUGCCACUUCGCAGCAAAUCCAUGAGUACAUGCACAGUGUGGCGGACAAGUAUGACUGCAACAAGUAUAUCAAGUACCAGCAUACCAUCAAGUCGGCCAUUUGGAAUGAGGAUACGGCCAAAUGGGAGAUUCAGGUGAAACGGGCCGAUGGGUCCAUGCUCGAUGAUGAAGUGGAUGUAUUCAUCAACGCUGGCGGUGUUCUGAACAAGUGGAAGUGGCCGAAUAUUGAAGGCAUUGAUACCUUCAAGGGCAAGCUCGUUCACUCUGCCCGGUGGGAUGAUCAGUACGAUUUCGCAGGAAAGAAAGUUGCAAGCAUCGGCAUCGGCUCUUCUGGAAUCCAGAUCGUGCCUCAGCUAGCCAAGGUAGUCGACUCAAUGGACGUCUACGUCCGUACACAGACCUGGAUCUCGCCAGCACCAGGUAUCAACGAACCGACGGCCAACGACCCGGACAUGGACUCGGAGUACAACUUUACCGAGGGCAGCUUGGAUAUGUUUAAAGAUCCCCAGGUACUGCGCGACUACCGGGCAGCUAUAAUGGACCGCCGAAUUGAAAACUUCAAGCGUGCCAUUGCCGACAGCGAUCUCCAAAAACGUGCUCAAGAGAUCUUCCGUAAGAGUAUGCUCGAGCGGCUGGGUGAUACCCCCAAGGGCCGAAAGAUGGCAGAGUACUUGCUGCCUAGCUUCCCUGUUGGAUGCCGACGACAGACACCAGGGCCUGGAUUUUUGGAAGCCCUAACGCAGGACAAUGUCGAUCUGCGGUGGGAUGAUGUCGUGCGGAUCACCGAGAAGGGAAUCAUGACACGGUCAGGCGAGGAGAAAGAGUACGACGUGAUUGUGUGUGCCACCGGAUUUGACACAUCAUUCCGGCCUUCAUUCCCCAUGAUUGGACGCAACGGUGUCGACCUGGCCAAGAAAUGGGAGACCGAGAAGCCCGAGGCGUACUUCGGGAUCUUGGUGCCGGACAUGCCCAAUUACUUUUGCUUCAUUGGGCCCAAUAGCCCCAUCAGCAAUGGCUCCUUGGUGUUGGGGAUCCAGGCAACGGCAGUGUACGUCUAUAAAUGGCUUGAGAAACUGCAGACAGAGAUGGUCAGUAGUUUCGUAGUAAGGCAGGAUGCCAAUGACGAGUACAACCAGCACAUGCAGCACUUCCUGGAGCGAACCGUGUGGACGCGUGGUUGUCGAAGCUGGUAUAAGCGCGGCACUGUUGACGGGCCUGUUGUCGCGAUCUACGGUGGCACCUCGUUCCACUUCAUGGAGGCCCUCAAGAACCCGCGCUGGGAGGACUGUCAUAUCAAACGUCUCCCGGAAGCUCGCUCGAACCGAUUUGCCUACCUGGGUGACGGAUUCUCCCUGAGAGAGACCAAGAGUGGUAGUGUUGGAGCGACGCAGACGCUGGAUUUUGACGAGUACUGGAAUUUGUUUGUGCUGCCCGAGAUUCACAACUAA